AUGGCGGCAGAGGAUGUAAAGCACAGCUCGCCGUCGAACCUAUCACUGGACCAAGGAUACUCUUCAGGUUCGGAAGGUCAAGGGACACAAGAGAAGGAUACAGAGAAGAACACAAUAUGGAGGCGCAUUUACAAUGUCAUAACGUACACACCACCGCGAUGUCGCUGGGACCCAGAGAAGCCUCCAGCCUUCAGCAUGGCCUUGAACGUACUGUUCGGCUUCGCUGGUGCUUUUACAGUCGCCAAUCUCUACUACAGUCAUCCUAUCCUCAACAUCUUAGCGGAUGAAUUUAAUGUGCCUUACGAGAGGGCCUCACAAAUUCCUACUGUUAUGCAGGCAGGCUACGCAGCUGGCCUCUUGUUCUUGUGUCCAUUGGGCGACCUCUUACCGCGGAGACCAUUUGUCCUGUCACUCGUAUUCUUUACUGCAACCAUGUGGUACGUGAUUGGUGUUUGCGUAACAAGUAACCUGGCUGUCUUUACUGCCAUCUCUUUCAUCACUGCUGUCACUACUGUUACACCACAGCUCAUGCUACCUUUGGUUGGAGAUCUUGCACCUCCCAGCAAGAGAGCAGCAUCUCUUUCAAUUGUCACGUCAGGUCUCUUGCUAGGCAUGCUGAUAGCUAGACUCUUGUCUGGUGUACUUACUAAUUUUACCUCAUGGCGCAAUAUCUAUUGGCUGGCUCUAGGACUCCAAUAUGUCAUCUUCGUCUUGCUCUGGUUCUUCAUGCCAGAUUAUCCCUCGACCAACCCUGACGGCAUCAACUACUUCAAAAUUCUCUGUUCGAUUCUCGAGAUGCUCUUUAAAGAGCCAGUACUGGUGCAGGCCUGCUUUAUCACCUUUUUCACAGCUGCAACUUUCACCUGUUUCUGGACGACAUUGACUUUCCUCCUUGCGGGCGCACCUUACCACUACGACUCUUUGACCAUCGGUCUGUUUGCUCUCAUCGGAAUUGCGAGUAUGUUGAUAGGGCCUCUUUGGGCGAAAUAUGUCAUUGAUCGCUUCGUGCCUCUGUUUUCUGUUAUUCUAGGCGAAUGUUGGUGUAUGUUAGGUAUCUGCAUUGGAACCUAUACUGGCCGCAUCACGAUUGCAGGACCAGUCAUUCAAGCCUUUCUCAACGACUUUGGCUUGCAGACAGCACAGAUUGCCAACAGAAGUGCAAUCUACAGCAUCGCACCCAAAGCACGCAACCGUGUCAACACAGCCUUUAUGGUUGCAACGUUCUGUGGCCAGCUUGUCGGUACCGCUGCUGGAAGCCACCUAUACGCACGAGGCGGAUGGGUCGUGUCGGGCAGCUACAGUGUUGCCAGUAUCGGUGCCGCAUUAAUCUGUUGCUUUGCACGCGGUCCAUGGGCGGAAGGAUGGUUUGGCUGGGGAGGAGGUUGGAGUGUCUACAAGAAAAGUGCUCAGAGUGCUGAUGGAAAGGCGGAGGAAAAGCAAACAAUGGGAGCCAUUGAAGCCAACAGUAACAUUGUCCGAGACCCGGAAAAGGGCGAAAAGCAGCAGGAACGAGUCAACGAAGGUCAUGUACUGGAGAAAGGUAUCGAGAUGUUGGGCGGUGAAGAUGGAGAGAACCCUGUACGAGAGAUGAAAGACCAUGAGGAUGGGGAAAACAGGACUGUCAGCCAAGAUGGAGAUUUGAUAUCACCUGUAAAGGACAUACAGAGAGUGUAA
Molecule: messenger RNA, 1674 nt
Organism: Aureobasidium melanogenum CBS 110374
Lineage: Eukaryota; Fungi; Ascomycota; Dothideomycetes; Dothideales; Saccotheciaceae
Product: MFS general substrate transporter
Exons: 3
Coding region: 1-1674 (557 amino acids)
Biological process (GO): transmembrane transport
Molecular function (GO): transmembrane transporter activity
Source: RefSeq, a predicted model, not a curated record